AUGUCGACGAGUUCUCAGAUUCCUUGUGGACGGGUGACAUUAAAUGACGGGAAUGAAAUGCCACUGAUUGGUUUAGGUAGCUUGAAGCAGAAAUUUAGCAGCUCAGUUCGAACAGCGCUUGAAGCUGGGUAUAGGCUUUUUGAUACAGCUGAGUUAUAUGGAACGGAAGGUGAACUAGGAGCCGCUUUGGAGGAGAAUUUACCAAAAUGUGGACUGCAACGAGAAGACAUUUUUAUAACUACAAAAGUUCAAAUAAAAAAUGAAAAUGCUGCCGAGUGGACUGAAGAAAGUGUUAUGGGAUCGCUGCAAAGACUUAGGACGAAAUACCUCGAUCUUGUCUUGAUUCACUAUCCUAGAGAUCGGUUGACUGGUACUGAUGAGGAGUAUGAGGUCAACAAGAAAAGCAGAAAAGAAGUAUGGCAGGUUCUAGAACAGCUCAAAGAUCGCGGUCUCAUAAAUUCAAUAGGAGUAUCAAACUAUGAAGUAUACCACCUCGCAGAAUUACAUGAAUAUGCGAAGCACAAGCCGGCCGUAAAUCAGGUUGAGUUUCACCCGUAUUUAACUCGUCCGACUCUUAUCAACUACUGCACACAAAAUGGGAUAUUUGUCCAGGCGUUUUCUUCACUCUUGCGAGGAAACAAAGAGAUCCUGAAUGAACUCAUCAUUAAGAAACUGGCUGAGAAGUUCGACCUCUCGCCACAGACAAUUCUAUAUGCCUUUGCCGUAUGUUCUGGAAUUGGAAUCAUCCCGAGGUCGGUAACUCCUGAAAGGAUUCGAGACAAUAUGGUAAAAGUAGCGGCAGAUGAAUUUUCGCAAAGACGAACUGGAAAUCGCUACGAGAGCUUCGAACGCGUAAUGUUGCUUUUUGUCUCUCAUUGA
Messenger RNA from Cooperia oncophora, 879 nucleotides. Lineage: Eukaryota; Metazoa; Nematoda; Chromadorea; Rhabditida; Trichostrongylidae. The record is from the annotation of a GenBank genome assembly.